GAUAAGGAAGACUGGAGGCAGUCGCCAUAUUGUUUGAUUUCGCAGAUUCAUUGGAGCAGAAAGCCAAGACUGUGAUUAAACGAGUUUAUAUGAAACGAUAACACAGCUAACCGUCAGAUAAAAUUUGCAUGAGAUAGUUAAUGACAGUGCUACACUGGUAAGCCCCUAUCGCCUUGUGUCAGUCGGUUUAAAUCUGUACUGAAAAUGGGCCGCUCGCGGAGUCGCAGCACGUCUCGGUCCAAACACUCCAAACACAGUCGCAAACGGAGCCGCUCAAGAUCCAAAUCUAGCAAGAAAAGAAGCAGAUCGAAGGAGCUGAAGAGGAGCAGACGGUCCCGCUCCAGAUCCGGUAGCAGGAGGGACAGGUGCGGCUCACCACCCAACCGGACUGACAUGUUCGGCCGGACACUGAGCAAGAGAAAGCUCGAUGAGAAACAGAAGAGAGAAGAGGAGGAAAAGAGAGCAGAGAUAGAGAGACAGUGCAAGAUCCGUCAGCAGGAGAUCGAGGAGCGUCUGAUUGCGGAGGAGACGGCACGGCGUGUGGAGGAGAUGGUGGCUCGGCGCGUGGAGGAGGAGCUUGAGAAACGGCGCGAUGAAAUCGAGCGAGAGGUCCUGCGCCGGGUGGAGGAGGCCAAGCGCAUCAUGGAGGCACAGCUUUUGCAGGAGCUAGAGAGGCAGAGGCAGGCUGAACUGAACACGAAGAGAGCCAGAGAGGAGGAAGAAAAAUCCAAACGAGAGGAACUGGAGCGAAUUUUGGAAGAAAACAACCGAAAAAUUGCUGAUGCGCAGGCUAAGCUGGCUGAGGAUCAGCUACGUAUAGUGGAAGAACAAAGGAAGAUCCACGAAGAACGACUGAAAUUGGAGCAGGAGAGGCAGAAACAACAGAAAGAGGAGCAGAAGAUCAUAUUGGGGAAGGGCAAGUCCCGACCUCGCCUCUCCUUCACUCUCAAAGCUGCAGAGUGAUUUCUCUUCCUCUCCUCUUGUUGGACGCGUGCUUCAUGUUGAAGUGAAUCGGUUAGAGUCUCAAGAAGAGGUCUGCCCGGUGUGCUUUUGUCCAUAAAAACUGCUGUCAGUAGAUCCAGAUAGAAAGACCCCUUGAACCCUCACACUUCAAAACUGGACUUACUGGCACCACCACAGAUUUACAGAUCAGCUGCCAUCUCUUACUUUCUACCAAUGAAUUAUAUAGAUAUUUGACAAUGUUAUGCUGGGUGCACCUCCAUCAGAAACACAGGGCAUUUUGUUCUUUUUUUUUUUCUUCUUUUUUUUUCUUUUCAAUGAGCAAAUAAGGAAAAGUGUAAAUAAUUCUGAAUAUGAGUGUGUGGUCAAUUGGUCAUUUUAUGUCCAAGAUUUGGGAGCUCUAUUGAAACCAAAUUUAAAAUAAACUUGUAAUAAACUUUAAACACUUUUUUUCCUGUUCAUAAUAUCAAGCUGUUGUAUUAUUGUGGGAACUACAGAGAUGAUGUUUAAAACAAUGUAAAUAACCAGACUAGACCAGACCAGACUGUUUAAAAUGUUGUGCUUGCACAUUUUUGUUUGUGAAUAUAUAUGCUCCUAGUGAAGGUAUUUUUAUUUUAUUUUUUUUAAUUGCGGUAUGAUCCAACACCUCUCAACAUUGAAGAGCUCCUAAACUGCUGCUUUACACAUUGUUCCUAUAAUCACCAAUGAUAUGAGCUGCAUUUAUUGCAUUGUAAUGUUGAUUACAUUUGUCCUUUUUGAUACAGAUCACUCAUAAUGCUCAAAACGUAGAAAGGAAUAUGUGACCAGCACUUGUAUAGCAUUUUGUAUACAAACAUUUUCAGUGGAGUGGAAAAAAAAUCUGGAGGUAAAAAUGUGCAAGUCUUGUAAUGUCUAGUGCUCUGUUGGUACCUUAAGGAAAUCGGGAAUCACAGGUAAGACUAGUUAGGGUGUGUAUGGAAGCGAGCUUGUGUGGAUGUAUGAGAGUAUGCUAGAGGGUGUUAUUGUCUUGUGGUAUAUUACUCAUUUUAUUGUGAUCUGGGACAUUUAGUGUGUUUACCAAUAAAUCCAAUGAAUGCAACAUUA
Molecule: messenger RNA, 2043 nt
Organism: Xyrauchen texanus (razorback sucker)
Lineage: Eukaryota; Metazoa; Chordata; Actinopteri; Cypriniformes; Catostomidae
Product: arginine and glutamate-rich protein 1-A
Exons: 4
Coding region: 205-963 (252 amino acids)
Cellular component (GO): nucleoplasm; mitochondrion
Molecular function (GO): cadherin binding
Source: RefSeq, a predicted model, not a curated record